GUUUUCUUAAGAAUAAAGUAUUUAUUAGGUACACAUAAAUUUUUUAAUAAUGACAGAAGUAUCAUUUUUAAAUAAAAUAUAUGCAGAAAAGCCAGAAAAACAAGAUGUUAAUGAAAUAAGUUUAUACCUGAAGAAAGAAAAUGGAAAAACAGUUGAACAUGAAAUCAAGAAUUUAAAAUUUAUAAAGAAAACUUUUUCUGAUGCAAAACAUGAAAUUGCAGAGUUAAUUAUGCGUAUAACAUCAUUUGAUAGUUUAGUUAUUGAUUGGUUAGAAGAACAAUUGCUUCCAAAGAAUGUUUUGGUCUAUUUACUUGAAAACAUAGUUCCAAUAUUGGUAUUGGGUCUCCAAAAAUUACUCAUAGAAGCUGAGAAGUUUGAUUUCAAGGAAAAUAAGGAAUUUAAUCCAAUCAAUUUUCUUGCACAAUAUCUGAUGAGAAACAAAUUACAUUUGAAGAAAAAUGCAGAAACUUCUCCAUAUGCAAAAAGUAUUCAAAAAAUAUUAAGCAAGUUUAAUGUAAAAAAUGUGCAUAAGUUUGAGGGUGAAAACGAAAAAGGUUUUACAAAAAGCAUAGAGGAGAUAUUUAUACAAUGGUCUGGUCAGAGAAAUGCACUUAUAAAGUUAUCUCUGGUUAACAGUAUACAACGUUCAUUUCAAGAACAUUUAUUAAAUAAAAGUCAAAAUAAGGAUUGUAUAUUAAAUAUAAAAGAUUGUGGCACAAGCAAUUUUGACGAACGUCUUUUAAAUAUCAAAGAAUUUGUGCAGUACUUAAAUGAUCAAUGGUUUGAAGUGGAUGAAGAAGUAUUCAAUGAAUUUAAAAAUUACUCAUUAAGUUGUUCUUUAUCUUAUGCAACUUUAAUUUCAUUUGAAGAUACAAGAAAUGCUCUAAUCGACUUGUUUAUAUUUUGUGAUAAAGAUCAGGUAAGAUAUCUAAACCGCACAAGAGUUCUCAAUUUACUUGCAAAUUUUUAUGAUCAAUCUGAUGCAACUAUGAAGCAGUUUUUACAAAAUCCAAGAUUAUGGCCUAUUAUUGAAUUUGAGGAGGAGGAUAGUAAUGAAAUAAAUGAUUACCUUUUUAAAGACAUAAGUAAAGCAGGUGCAAUAAUUGACACAAAAUUUGCCAAGCAACAUGUUGGAGUUUUUAAUAAGUUUCAGUUAAGCAAAGAUCAAUUUGUAAAUAUGUUGCUGUUAUUUUUAGCAGAUUCUUCUAGAUUUAUGAUUGAAUCACUUAUUAAAUUCAUUCAAGUGAAAUACAUUCAAACAACUGAAGAAGAAGCCACACAAGAUAUACUAUACACUCAACCAGCAGAUAUUGAAUCUACACAAAAUGUUAAAAACAUUGAAAAGCGUUACAUGCUGCUAAACUAUUUGUUUGAUCUAUGGGAUAGAGAUUCUUCAGGAUUUUUGGAAAUUAACGAAAUUGAAAGUGUGUUAAACAAUUGGCGCAAAGAUGAAAUUCAUGAAUAUCUGUAUUCACAAACAUUUGGGGCAUUCAAUAACGUUUUUUGGAAAAUUUCAAGAAGUGACUUCAAGCAGAUUAUUGAUGAGAUUUGUGCACUUUUCCCAAAUAAAGAUGUUUUUGAUCAACUUAUUAAAUAUCUUAUCAAAAGUGUUCAGAGGUUAUCUGAAGAAGACAAUAAUGAUGGUUUUACAACAAAAAUGUUACAAACUAUUACAUUUAGUGGGAAAACCUCAGGUAUGAUGGUUGACCCUUUAUUUCAGCAAACAAUUCAAGUUGUCCAGCAAUAUGCAAAAUAUUAUGGAAAGAUGAAAAUAAGCGUUUAUGUGGCUAUGUUUGAAGACAAAAUGUUUGAAAAUAUGAAUAAUUUGCAUACCCUUGAUAAGAAAUACAAUACUGAAGAAACUAAUGAUGUUGCAGCAAAAAAAAGUUUCCAUGUUGCACCUAAUGUAUUCACAAGUGCAGAAAAUAAUAACAAGAAAUACUUGCGUUAUGUGGCUACUUGUGUACAUGACAGAGACAUAUUACUUAACAGAGUGCUUCACAGAGGUUUGAAAUGUGUUAGCUUUGAUGCUGUUGACACUGGAAAACCAAUUUAUAUACAGGAAGUUUUAAAUCACGGAGGCGUGUUUCUAUGGAAUCCUAUUCGUGCAUUAGAAAAAUAUGAAGGUUCUUUUAUAUGUUUCCUUUAAAAGACAAAGAACAAAAUGUCAUAGGAAUUCUUGGGAUUGAUACAAUGGCUGAACCUAACGAAACAAAACUUUUUCCUCAAGAAAUAUCUUUUUAUCAGGUAGUUGCAAAGGUUUUAAGUCAAACAUAUCAAGAGUUACAUAUGGUUCAAAGAAAAAUUCAGAUUGCUGAAAAUGCUGUAUUUUGGAUUUUAAAAUCGUGUUCUUGUGUCAAUGAAGUAGUUAUUUACCUUGUGGAACCUG
Messenger RNA from Hydra vulgaris (swiftwater hydra), 2389 nucleotides. RefSeq names its product EF-hand calcium-binding domain-containing protein 5. Lineage: Eukaryota; Metazoa; Cnidaria; Hydrozoa; Anthoathecata; Hydridae. Gene Ontology annotation, molecular function: calcium ion binding. The record is from RefSeq and is a predicted model, not a curated record.